Molecule: messenger RNA, 2565 nt
Organism: Elgaria multicarinata webbii
Lineage: Eukaryota; Metazoa; Chordata; Lepidosauria; Squamata; Anguidae
Gene: SLC31A1
Product: solute carrier family 31 member 1
Exons: 6
Coding region: 589-1164 (191 amino acids)
Biological process (GO): copper ion transmembrane transport
Cellular component (GO): plasma membrane
Molecular function (GO): copper ion transmembrane transporter activity
Source: RefSeq, a predicted model, not a curated record
UGAAACGGGCCGGAACACUGUCCCCCGCUGUUCCGGGAAUGUUUGCAGCGGGGAGCCCACUUUUUCAGUGCAGUGAGCGGAAACCUGGCUGCUUUUCCUUUGAUUUUUUUCAGGGGUUUACAUAUUUUGCAGCGGGUGUGCUGGCCAGGGUAUGCCGCUGUCUCGAGAAAUGGGGUUUUGUCUCUGACUUCGUGCUGCCUCUUUAUAGCAGAGCAUGGAAUCGGGAACAGACAUGCUCCUGGACUAUUCCACUCCGGCUCAGUGACGGGAGCACGCUGGCUUCCACAUCCUCCGCACUUGCCGGUUGUUGAAGCUGCAACAACUCUGCAUCCGCAGAGCCUAGCUGGGGUACCUCUGUUGACCCCCUUCAGCUCACAGCUGUGAACAGACGUCAACAUCCCGUUGCCAGGAAUUGGAACUCAUGUGAAGUGGGUGUUCCUGGAGCCGUGCCGAGCUGGACCAGGGUGGAAACUUCCCCAUUCCCCGUUCGCCAAGCCUGCUGCUGGAAGCACAGCUCUUGUCUACCUCAAGCGGAACAAGAGGAAGGUAAACGUUCCCCCGGCCUUCUCCGCUGCCUCGAGGGCCAAGAUGUCCCACGACCACCACAUGGCGCACAUGGACCACAACAUGACGGGCUCAGCCAUGCCCACCUCGGAUCCUCACGCGCACCAUCACACCACGGCAGGACACAUGCAUGGCGGAGGGAUGAUGAUGAUGAUGCAAAUGACCUUCUACUUUGGCUACAAAGAUGUGCCGUUGCUGUUCUCUGGGCUCGUCAUCAACACAGCUGGAGAAAUGGCCGGCGCGUUCGUCGCCAUCUUCUUCCUGGCCCUGUUCUACGAGGGCCUGAAGAUCGCCCGCGAGAGCCUCCUCCGGAAAUCGCAGGUCAGCAUCCGCUACAAUUCCAUGCCUGUCCCGGGACCCAACGGCACCGUGUUGAUGGAGACGCACAAGACGGUUGGGCAACAGAUGCUGAGCUUCCCUCACCUCUUCCAGACGGCCCUGCACGUCCUCCAAGUGGUGGUCAGCUAUUUCCUGAUGCUCGUCUUCAUGACCUACAACGGCUACCUCUGCAUCGCCGUGGCCGCCGGGGCGGGGAUGGGCUACUUCCUCUUCAGCUGGAAGAAGGCGGUGGUGGUGGACAUCACGGAACAUUGCCAUUAACGCCGGGCAGGGGCUGCGCGCCGGACCGGCCUCCGGAAAGGACCAGGCUUCUUAGAAGCAUGCCAAGACGAUCCGUGCGGUGCUCUCUUCAGCAACCUCCUGGGGACAAUACCUGUGCCUCUCACUCCUCUUCCCCCCUCCCACCCCACGUCAUCACCGCCUUUUGGGGAGUGGGGGACGAAAGCAGGCAGCCGACUCUGGCACCCUACGUAGAAAGAUCGGCUUCUAUCAUAGAUACGAUUAGUGGGUUUGAUCUAAUUUUUAUUUUUGUUUUAGACUGCGCCAUGAAGGAAACCAGCCGGCAGGCGACCGCAGACGACGGUUCCGCGUCCUUUUUCAGGGUACUUUUCAGCAGCCUGCGGUUGGAUUUAGCGGGAGCGGUUACGGAGUGGUCAUAUUGAGCCAGUGGUGGCUGAUAAGCCCAGCGCUACAGCUGCUGUCAUGCAAGUGCCUCCGCUCAAUCAUCGAAGGGAGGGAGAGGCCGUCUGCUCCCUUGUUCCCUCAAGGCUUGAGUCUGUUUCUCCCCCCGUCCCGCCCCCAAGUGUAGUUCUAGCCUUCAGUACAGGCAGUCUUUGGUUUGGCCGGCUCAUCGCGCCCGCUGUUCCAGAGUAGCCCCUGGGCUCCAUCCACAGGCCGUCUGUAAUUUGCCCAUCUACAAUUACAGCACUCCGCUCCUCUCGUCCCUUGUGACUGGCUGGUUUGAUGGUGAAACGCUCAAAAUACAAAUCAUCCUAUUUUUAAAGGAGCAGUGAUCUUUUCAAUAAAUGCCUCCAGCUUGCAGGCAGGAAGAGGCAGCCUUGAAACAACUCUGCCCUCGACGUCGAAGACUAGAACUACCUCGGAUGAGGCCAAGUUGAAGAGCCUUAGGCCGCGCCCGCGAUUCGCCUUUCCAUCAGGGCCUGCUUCUUUUCUGGGUACUCUUCUGUCCGUGUGGACAGAAACGGCUAGGGAGGAAGCCCGGUCUGCCGCACCAAAAGAUAGGCAGGGGUUCGUACAUGACGCUCUCCUUACUGGUAGGCGUAUCCCAGCUUGUAAUUUCAAACAGCAAGCUAGCUGGAGACCAGGGUUCCUUGAAAGGACCAUCCACCACAAGAAAAUUCAUUUCCCUCUUUAAGAAGGUACUGAUCCCUGGGACAAAACCUUGAACUAGAAACCUCAAGCGAACACAAUCCCCGAAGCCUCGUAGCAGCUCUGCGUGAUUGAGACAAUCUUUCCCAUGCUGGUGCCCUCCAGAUGUGUUGGGACUACAACUCCCAUCAUUCCCCAGCCAGGUUGGGGAAGGCGGUUCUAGAACAUAACCUGGUUGAAAACGCCUAGUGCAGUUUCACCCUGUGGUAUUUUGCCUGGAAAAUGGGGGUGACUUGACCACCUCCGCACAGGGCCAUCCCAAAAAUUGAGAGU